AUGUGGAGACUGCAGCAUGGAUUUGGGGUUAGCAGAGUGUCAUCUUCAUUUUCUAAGGCCACUAGUGAGAAGAGGGGUUGUACAUGGCGCUGUGAAUGUUGGGGACCUCCUGAUUUGAGGGCCAAGAGAGAGGCAAAGAAAAGGUGUAAGGCUAUGGAAGCAUGUUGUUAUGGGGACGCAGUGGAUACAGUAAAUGGUGCCAUAGGAGAAGAUGAAUUGAGUCGGGGGAAAAGAACAUCGAAGAAAUGUGAAUGCAAUGCCCGAAUCUAUGCGAGUCUUAAUGGUGAUGGUGAGUGGAAAUUGAGAACUGCCAUUCUGAAACAUGACAAUCAUAAAUUAUCCCCUACCAAGUUUACAUUGGUCAAGGAAUAUCCUAUGAAGAAUUGUACGCCUAAUGUGCGGAAGAAGUUAAUAAACUAUUACGAAGAAGGGGUUUCCGUGACUCAAAUACACGGUUGUAUGGCAUCGAAGAUGGGUGGGUUAGAUAUCUUGCAAACUGUUAAAGACCUUCACCAUGAGGUGUAUAAGGCUAGGCAACUAAAAAUGGAGGGCGGUGAUGCAGCAGCUAUGAUGGGGUUUUUCGAUCGUAUGCAAGUCGAUAACCAGAACUUCUUUCAUGCACAUCGUCUUGAUGAAGAAGGGCGAUUGAAGGACGUACUUUGGGUUGAUGCUCGGAGUCGAGUGGUAUAUGAGGAGUUUGGUGAUGUUGUAUGCUUCGAUGCAACCUACCUAACUAAUGAGUAUGAGCUACCUUUCGCAAACUUUGUUGGCGUUAAUAAUCAUGGGCAAUCCAUACUCUUCGGAUGUGCCCUUGUGUCUCAUGAGAAUUCGGAAACUAAUACCUGGAUUUUUGAGCAGUGGCUGUCUUGUAUGGGGAAUAAACCACCUGGUGCCAUAUUGACGGACUAA
Messenger RNA from Chenopodium quinoa (quinoa), 909 nucleotides. RefSeq names its product protein FAR-RED ELONGATED HYPOCOTYL 3-like. The transcript has a single exon. The coding region runs from base 1 to 909 and encodes 302 amino acids. The record is from RefSeq and is a predicted model, not a curated record. Lineage: Eukaryota; Viridiplantae; Streptophyta; Magnoliopsida; Caryophyllales; Amaranthaceae. Gene Ontology annotation, biological process: regulation of DNA-templated transcription.